Zalophus californianus (California sea lion) is the source of this 331-nucleotide messenger RNA. RefSeq names its product 60S ribosomal protein L36-like. Gene Ontology annotation, cellular component: cytosolic large ribosomal subunit; ribosome. Gene Ontology annotation, biological process: cytoplasmic translation. Gene Ontology annotation, molecular function: structural constituent of ribosome. The record is from RefSeq and is a predicted model, not a curated record. Bases 11 to 331 code for a protein of 106 amino acids. The transcript has a single exon. NCBI's taxonomy places the organism in Eukaryota, Metazoa, Chordata, Mammalia, Carnivora, Otariidae.
AGCAGCCGCCAUGGCUCUGCGCUACCCUAUGGCCGUGGGCCUUAACAAGGGCCACAAGGUGACUAAGAACGUGAGCAAGCCGAGGCACAGCCGCCGCCGCCGCCGCGGGCGCCUCACCAAGCACACCAAGUUCGUGCGGGACAUGAUCCGAGAGGUGUGCGGCUUCGCCCCCUACGAGCGGUGGGCCAUGGAGCUGCUCGAGGUCUCCAAGGACAAGCGCGCCCUCAAGUUCAUCAAGAAAAGGGUGGGGACACACAUCCGCACCAAGAGGAAGAGAGAGGAGCUGAGCAACGUCCUGGCCGCCAUGAGGAAAGCCGCAGCCAAGGACUGA